CUGUGUUUAAUCCCUGCAGCGCCUCGAUAUUUCCUUAUUUUGUUUUUUUUUCGAAACAAGGCAAACUUGCCACACUGUGAAGCAGCCUCACAGCAACUCCGACCAGAAACAGGGCUUAUUGUUAUACUCGCAUCGAAAAGCGAAGAUGUGAGAUUCACUGAGAUAGAGGGACGCUUCCUGUUACUUAACGUUCCAGCCUUGGAGACAUAAACUUAAAAGGAAAACAUUUCUGCCCAUUUGUAUCUCGAGGCGGGAACACAAGCACACGGAGUUGUUGAAUGCGAUUAACUUCAUGUCUACGUUUUUAACUGCAGCUUGAUAUGAAUGCAUCAUCAACACAAUCCAGUCACAGCUCGACGAGAAGCUGACAGUGGUUCAGAACUGAUCUGACGAACUCCGAAUUUUAAUUAGAGUCGGUUCGUCAACGGCUCUACCCCCAGUCAACCCCACCCCGUUCCAGUUUGCAGCUCUGUGCUGAUGAGUCGGGAGUCCUUUUGAUAACGCAAGCUCGCGUUGCCAUCUCUGCCUUUCUCACUCCAUCCCCCUGCGGGCUGUGCAGAUAUUCUCGCCAGAGUGCCACAUUCCCCCCGCGCACGGCUUUAAGGCAUGGACUCGCCAGCGUCUGAUCCCUCCCCUGCUGCCACAAACCAGGCGGUGACUGAAGCCAGGGACGGCCAGUUCGCCCCGGCAUCUGGGCAGCAGAAAGAGAGGCGCAAGAUGGACAGAGACACCGAGAUGAGAAUCAGUGAAAGCGCGCAGUUCGGAGAUACAGUGGAGAACCGAGGUUUACUGGAAAGCAGCCAAAAGCUGAAACCCCAUGAAGCUCAGAGCUACCGCAAGAAGGCGUUGUGGGUGUCCUGGAUCUCAAUUCUUAUCACUCUGUCCCUGGCUGUGGUAGCCUUCACUGUUUCUGUCAUGCGGCACAGUGCAUCAUCCUUUGGAUUUGCUUUUGAUGCUACGUUGGAUGUGUUGUCUUCUGCAAUAGUGCUGUGGCGUUACAGCAAUGCAGCCGCUGUGCACUCUGCCCAUCGGGAGAAUAUAGCUUGUGCCAUUUUGGGUGUUAUAUUUCUUAUUUCAACUCUCUGCAUUUAUGGUAAAGCUAUUCACGACCUUGCUACAAAGCUGCUUCCUGAAGUGGAUGAUUUCCUUUUUAGUGUUUCCAUCAUUAGUGGAAUACUCUGCAGUAUUCUGGCUGUGGUUAAGUUUAUGCUUGGAAGAAUCCUCACAAGCAAAGCUCUGAUAACUGAUGGUUUUAACUCCUUAGUUGGAGGCAUCAUGGCAUUUUCUAUACUGAUCAGUGCAGAAGUCUACAAUCAUAAUCCUGGUGUCUGGUAUUUGGACGGCACUAUAGGGAUUCUCAUUGGAAUGAUCAUCCUUGCAUAUGGAAUAAAGCUUCUGAUUGACACAGUGCCACGAAUAAAACAAACGCAUAAUUAUGAGAGCUUUGAAUGAUAGACAAGAAGAAAAUAUGCUGUGGUGGCUCAGUUCUAUAGGAAUGAAGACUGCAAGAUUUGGAAUGAAUCAAUCAAGACAAUGGCAGUGACUGUAAAAGAAAUGGUCACUGUCCUAUAUCCCAUUUAACAUCAAACCUAGUGGACUAAACUCAAAAUGAUGCUAAACGUGGUGAACUUGAUAUUUUUAAAAAAUUGAAGAUGCACCUCUUUGUUAUGUAUUAUUUUUUUCAGGAGCAAAGGGUAGAUUUUAACUAGUAGAUCACUCAUCAGAAAAACAUGCUAAGCAGUGGCCCAAUCUGCCAGGGGCAGGCCUGGUCACUUUUGAGGGCUGAAUGUCAUUAUCAGGAUGAAGCAUAUGGCUUGCUGGCACUGGAUCAGACUGGACAGCUGGGUCUAGAACAACAUGACUGUUCUUGUAAAACCUAAAAUAGUACUCCUCUUUGUUGCUAAAGAACAUUAAACUUACCACUUAGGAGCAUCUUCCAUUGCAUCAUUCAAUAAAUCUGGCUACAUAUGGAUUUUGUUAUGUUCUGCUUAGUUGUGCAUCAUUUACAAUCAAGCUGACAUGUUCAUCAAUUUGUACAAAGAAAGAGCAACGUCUUGAAAUAACAAGUAUUUCAACUGGACAGAAGACUCCUUUAUAUAUGGUGGUAGCAAGUACUAGUGUAAAUGAAGUGGUAAUGGGAUACUGCUUCAUUUAUUCUAAUCGAUCACAGUUAAAAUCUACUCUGUAAAGUUCAAUAUACCUUAGGCAAUCAGAUGAAAGUGGAACUAACACGCAAUAUUGAGGAGCUUUUAGAUUCUUUAUCACCUAUUUCAUACAUUAUUGGCCAGAUCUUCUAGUAGCAGGGUGAAGAUGCACUUGAACCUACCCUCUCGGUGCAUGGUCAUUAUAUUGAGGGGAGGUUCAGAUACACACAGAUGCAUAGUAAUUGCAUAGAAUAUAUAAAAUUACAGUGGGCAGAUUGUAUCACCCGAAACACUCCAUAUGUGCCAUACAUUGUUCCUUGGUAGUGCUGUGCAUCAAACAAAAGGGCAUUUGAACUUCUGUGUUAUCUUGCACUAAAUUACAUCCAGACUUCACUGAAAAUACCACUAUGAUCAUUAAUAUAAAUCCCAAAUUAAUGAUUUGCACAUAUCCUUAUCCUACACAUCCAUGGUCAUCACCUGUACAACUAGGUUUAAGAAUAGAAUUGGGUAUGAUGAAUUAAUAGCAAUACCAAAGUUCAUCCUAGUUUUUGCCUUUUCCUUAGUACUGAGCCAGUUUGCUGUGUGUGACCGUGUCUAAAUUGAAAUAAACUGGUCAAGGCCUUCAACAGGGGUGAGAACUGAAGAUCAUGGUAAAUGUAAUUUUUAAUAUGUCACUGCCACCCAAAAUAGAAGUUACAUGAUUUUAGAAAUUUACAUUGUGAAGGCAGGCCACUAGAACAGUGGCUGCUAAUUCUUUGAUACAGCAAUCACCAACUAUUCUGUGUAAUUUUGUCCCAUUGCCUUGUAUAUGUUUAUGCUUUAAAAAGUUAUUAAAUGCUCCCUGAAAAACAAAAUGAGCCUUUGAUUCACCCUUGUGCUUUGUAAAGCAUUCAUAUCCUUAACUUUUACAUUACACUACAAUUUUCAGUUGAUAACCUCUCAGCAGUGCAAAUCAGAGGAAAUAAUCUGAAUCCAAAUAGGCUAACCCAGAGACUCCAUAUGUGCCAUACAUUUGUUCCUUGGUAGCGCUGCGCAUCAGACAAAAGGGCAUUUGAACUCCUGUAUCACCUUGUCAAAAUGAAAAGCUGAACAACAUUGAUACUAAAGUGCUGUUUUGAGAUCUUGAGUACAACUUGACAUAAUACAUACAGCUAAAUGCUUAAGUAUGCACAUUUAUUCUGUUCACCAUGUUCAAUGAAUGAACAUCAUGUGCAGGUCCAAGAUAUUUGGUAUAAUAGUAGAGUACUUAUUGAUCAAUUUUCCCCACAAAUUGAUUCAUGUCUAUGUUGUAGUUAAUACACCAACCUUGAAACCAUACAAGUGUAAUAUUGGGCUGCUUAAUUUCAAAUAUAAUUUUUUUCUAGUGGAAUACUACUUUGAUACAGAUAAGUGAACUUUGAAAAUAAGUUAUUAAAAUAAAUCAGAUUGGCUAAAAGAUCUGAGUUGAUACUCGACUGAAAAAUUUCUC
Hemiscyllium ocellatum (epaulette shark) is the source of this 3612-nucleotide messenger RNA. It is a transcript of the gene tmem163a, whose product is annotated as transmembrane protein 163a. The coding region runs from base 607 to 1452 and encodes 281 amino acids. The transcript is spliced from 8 exons. NCBI's taxonomy places the organism in Eukaryota, Metazoa, Chordata, Chondrichthyes, Orectolobiformes, Hemiscylliidae. Gene Ontology annotation, molecular function: zinc ion binding. The record is from RefSeq and is a predicted model, not a curated record. Gene Ontology annotation, cellular component: synaptic vesicle membrane.